GCGUUCUCAGGGGUCUGUGGUGUUGAUGUUGAUGUUGCUGUUGAUAUUGCUGUUGCCCCGGUGAAGUAAUUUUCACGGAAACUCUCAACCUCAUCGCCCACCACAACAACACACUGAGAUCUCCGGACAGCUUAAGCAAAACAUCGCCACGAUGAUCAAACGGCUCACAAGACAGCUCUCUUCAACCGCUGCUGUCUCCAAGGAGCUGACACAGCGGUCCAGAGCUACCUACGAGGGAAAGACGAGGCCCUUGUCGUCACAUAACAGAGCUCAAGACACAUCACGAGCCAAGGACACUGGCAGGCCUUCACAGAACAGGUUCAGACGGCCAAGGACUGCGUAUACCAAGCAGUAUGCCGCUCAUAUACUCUCAAAGCUAACAGGAGAGAAGAUACCACAGCACUCCAUCGGUCCCACUUCGAAUGAAGAUACAAGAUUCAUACCGAUGGUGAAAGAUAGGCCAAGCUUGCUGUACACCAUCUUGGGCAUCACUGAAAACCAGCUGAAGGACUCUGUCAUCGUGGACAAGACUGUGAAGAGGUUCUUAGACAGGGACCAGAUCGAGAAGGCGAUCAAGACGUGUCAUUUGGCGAAGGACAAGGGUACCGUUGCCAUGAAUAGAAUACAUGCGUGGUACAUCUCGAAAGGUCGCAUUACAGAGGCCAUUGAUCUCUACAAUAGGAGAAAGAAGUAUGGGAUUCUACCGAAUGGUGCCACGCUAACCACCAUCUUCGACGGAUGUGCAAACUCGCAGAGGUUGACACCACUGCAGGUUGAGAAGAUUGAAAAGAUUCUGUUGGGCUACAAAGAUCAGUUGAACUACUCGCACGUACACAGUGCGUUCCAGGCCAUGUUGAACUGCGAUGAUAAAUCAACAGCACUUGAACUGUUCAACAAGUGGUCUGAAACCCCUUGUUUGAAGCAAAUCCAUCCUACUUCACAGCUCUACACGAUCUUAAUAGAAGGUUUAAUAGGCAUGGACGACGUUACUCAGCACAUGAAUUUGGAGUAUAUAUGGGGGAAAGUGUUGCAAUUGCCCGCUAAGCAACGAGAUCCGAUGCUCUAUGAAGCAUAUGUCAAUGCCUAUCUCAACAUGCAUAGAAUGGAUCUGGUGACAAGAGGUUUCACUGCUGCGUCGAGCUAUUUCUACAUUGAUACAACACAACCAAAGAUCAUGAAGGAGAAGAGUAGGUUCCAAGUACCGAAGGACGCUUUGGAGUUGAUGGCAAUAAAACCACUGGAAAGGAAGUACCACCCGUCCCAAAGACUCACGGAUUUGUUGAUGAAGACCUACAUGCAACUGGGAGAUUACGCAUGUGCGUUGGAUAUCUUUGAACAGUUCAAAUCGAGUGGUAAAGUGAACGACUUGGGACUAUGGAACAGAUGCAUCAUCUGUCACACCAACAUGGACAAAGCGCACGCAGGCAGUAAGGCUGUGGAAAUAUACAAGUCAUUGAAGACGCUAGCACCACGGGUCAGACCCAAUGGUGCAACUAGAUGGCUAGUAUUGAACGCGAUAUAUACAGAGUCAUUGUCGCAUCUGAAUGACCAAGGACGGUACUGUAUCGGAGCCAAGGCCGAAGAGUUGUACGACUUGAGUACGCAGUUCUUGAAUGACAUAGACACCGUCACUGCACAGGAGCUUGAAGGGUACCUGAAGUCCCUAACGAGGCUGAGGCUGACUAGGACACAGAGAAGAGAUAUUCUGAAAGUAAUAGAGAAGCACAAGCCUAACUUUGAUGCAGAGUUGAAGAGAUGUGCUGAUCGUAAGAAGCAGAAAGAGUACAUCAACAAAGUGCUAAAGACUGAAAAGCUGCUGAGACAGAAGGAAGAGAUGAAAACGGCUUUGAAUGGCACAUAAUGACGGGGGUAGACAUGUAUAUAGAUCUUAUUUCAAAGCACAUAUGAAGUGAUUGCUACUGAACGAGCA
Williopsis jadinii is the source of this 1930-nucleotide messenger RNA. RefSeq names its product Mrx1p (gene MRX1). Gene Ontology annotation, molecular function: protein binding. The record is from RefSeq and is a predicted model, not a curated record. The transcript is spliced from 2 exons. The coding region runs from base 152 to 1861 and encodes 569 amino acids. NCBI's taxonomy places the organism in Eukaryota, Fungi, Ascomycota, Saccharomycetes, Phaffomycetales, Wickerhamomycetaceae.